CACACAGACUCACACUCAAUGCUUUGUGAUUCACAAGUCUCACGGUAUCUCUCUCUCUCUUCGACAGCAACAGAAACUCACACAGAGACACUGGACAAACACUCUCCACCUCUUAUCUACCAACCAUUUGGACAUAGCAGAGUCCCCCUGGAUUUGUCCUCAAUAUGGAAAACAAAGCUGAUGUAAAGGCCAUAAUGGCUCGCUUCCAAUCGAGCGGGUGGAGCACCGAUGAGACUUCUUCCACACCGGCUGGACGACCCAAACAACUCCUGCAUCCCACCCUUUCCUCCGGCGCAGCCAUACAGACAAAGAAACCUGUCAUGGAAAGCCUCUCAGGCAGUGCAAUAAGUGUUCCUCCUAAACCACCUUUUCUGAAAAAUACAGUAUCCACUAAAAGUGACACGGAGGUACAUGAGCCAAACAAAACUAAAGCCCUGGCUAGCAGGUUUGCCAACACACAGGAUGACACCAACAGCAAACCUUUAAUUGGUACUAAACAGCAGAUACCCCUGAAGCCUCCUCUUUCACAGCAUCUUGAAGCUAAAGGCCCUGUACAGAAGCCUCCUCUCAACAAGCCCUCCCUCAGCUCCACCCUGUCCGACUCCAAACCUGCCUUUCCUAAACCAACUCCAGCCAUUGGCUCCAAGCCCAGCUGGAUAAAAGAAGACAGUGGUGGGGGUGUGCCAUCCGCUACCAGCUCCACACCCAAAGCACCCCCUUUACAACAAAAACCGAGCAGCAGCAUUAUAAAAUUACGGCAGCAAAAUGAAGAACAUACAGGAGCUAACACGGACACCGCGAACAAACCUUCACCUCUGACAAACUCCCCUUUUAAGCCCCCGUCCAACUUUAAGACUGCUCAGAAUAUGUUCAACAAGGAGAAGGACAAGAAUGAGCAGUCAGCUAGUGGUGGGGCCAACAAAACGCCCCUCACUGGGACUAACUCCAUCCCUCCUCCCAAACCUCCACCUGGUAAAAAACCAAGCUUGAAGAGGCCGCCCACGGCCUCUGCUAAGCCCAGCAUCGUUAACGGUGAUGCCACUUCAGGCCCCAAGCGUAACCCACUACCCAACAGUUUAGCUCUGGGUCUUGCUCCUGCCAAACCUAACCGACCCCCGAGAGUCAACCUGGAGAACUUUAAAAGAGAUGCUGAGGCCUCUGGUCCUGGCACCUUUAAGAAACCCAUCACCCCAACUCCUCCGUCCUCUCACCCCAGUAACCAAAGCAACCACGUGGCCCCUACUCCACCCCCUCAGUCUGCACUCCCCAGUCUGCCCCCUCGACACCCUGGAUCCAUGGUCCAGCAGGAGGAGUUCUAUGAUGAUGUUGAUGAACUGACCAGCUCUCCUCCACCUCUACCACCAUCCACAGGUCAUCCGAGUCAGAGGGCAAAGGAGGAAUUUGAUGAUGACGAUGGAGAGAUGUAUGAGGACCUUGAUGAACGAUGGGAAGCGGCUGAACAAAAACAAGAAAAGAAGAGAGAGAAAGAUGAGAAGGAGGAGAAAAAACGACUGGAGGCUGAGAAGAAGGAGCAGAGGGAACGUGAGAAAAAGGAACAAGACACCAGAAAGAAAUUUAAACUGGUGGGCCCCCUGGAGGUCAUCCACCAGGGGAAGGCUCGUGUGGACUGCAAAAGCAGUAAAACUGACCUCGGUAUGAGGCAGGGAGACUGCGUGGACAUCAUCCGUGUACAGGGCAACCCGGAGGGGAAAUGGCUGGGACGAACGCAGGACGGAUCCAUUGGUUAUGUAAAGACCACUUCAGUGGAAAUUGACUUUGACUCUCUGAAGAAUCGUCAAGCUCAGCAGUCGUACGACCCUGAGGUCUAUGACGACAUCGACGUCAUCUCUUCUGAUAACAGUGGGAUCAAAGGACCAGGAGUUGUCCUUCCCCCACUGCCAGGAGACGAAGGAGAAAUAUAUGAUGAUGUUGUUGAUCCAAACCUGGAAGUCAGUCCCCUGGACACCAGGUCUCCUCUUACGAAGCCCCUUAGCUUCCUACGGAUGUUUGACCGGAACAGACGCCCUGCCAGCACUAAAGUAGUGCCUCCACCCAGCCAGUUUACUGCAGAGGGGAAUUCAGAUCAAGGAGCCACAAUUGAUGAGGAGAUAUACGAUGAUGUUGACUCUCAAAAUUUGCCUUCAUCUCCGCCCAUAAGCAGCUUUUCAAUCCAGAAAGGCAAAAGCAAGACUGAUGAGACGGACCCAAAGAAGCAGAAAAAGUUUGAGAAAGAGGAGAAGGACUUCAGGAAAAAGUUUAAAUAUGAUGGGGAGAUACAGGUGCUGUACCAGGUGAACAUCGUCCACACACUCACUAAUAAGAAGUGGAGUGGGAAAGAGCUGGCAGUCAAAGCAGGGGAGAAACUUGACGUCAUCGUUAAAGCUGUGGACAACAAAUUGAUCUGUCGGAACGAGGACGGCAAGUUUGGUUAUGUUUCAACCAGCCAUAUUGCUACGGAUGAUGGUGAUAUCUAUGAUGACAUUGGAGAUGAUUGCAUCUAUGACAACGAUUGAAAAACGUCCUGCACUGGGUUUAUUGUUUUACAUGGAUAUUGUACAUGUUAUUUAUUAUGUUUACUGAUGAUAUACAUUGGGAAUUGCUUUGAGAUAGCCUGAAAAUCUGACUAAAUUGUCAUUUCAUUUUCACUUGAUUAUUUAUUAAACAAUAUUUGAAUUGCUGAAAACAAAUUGGACCUGUGGCCAGUGAUUUAUCUAGGAACAGUCUGGCUUUGAAGUCAUUUGAACAAUGUAAUCCUUUUAAAUUUUGUUUCUUCAAAAAAACAAAAAAAACAACAAAACAAAACAAAACAAUGCAAUGUGGUUAUGUUACAUGCAACAUCUCGGCAAGGUGGGAAACAUUUGUUGGAUCAACAGUAUUUGCAUUUUUCUGUUUUCAUUUUUUUUGCCUUUUCCCCCCUCUCUUGCACUGCCUUUAGACAUUUCACAGCUCUGACUUCACAUGUAUGCUUCUACUUUGGCUUAUAUUUAUAAUAAGGAAAGUGGCAUGUUUAAAUGAAAGUUAUAAACAUUACCUGCUAUUUUGUCAGUUAUUUCUGUCCAUGAUAUGGUACUGAUCAUAACUCUGGUUUAUUUGUCUAAGGUUUCAUCAUGUAGACUUAACAACAGAUGUAGUGCCAAAGUGAUUUUGCAUACUGUACAUAAAGUUAUGACAUACAUAUGAUUUUUUUUUCUUAAGUGUGUUUUUCAUUUCUUCCUACACAUCUUUGUAUGUCCUAUCUGUUAUAAAGAGGCCUUUUAAGACCCACAUUAGUUAAAUGCAUCUAUCACCAACAUGCACAAUAAAGUGUUGUAUGAUUCCUGUAAA
Molecule: messenger RNA, 3324 nt
Organism: Seriola dumerili (greater amberjack)
Lineage: Eukaryota; Metazoa; Chordata; Actinopteri; Carangiformes; Carangidae
Gene: fyb1b
Product: FYN binding protein 1
Exons: 19
Coding region: 165-2513 (782 amino acids)
Biological process (GO): integrin-mediated signaling pathway; protein localization to plasma membrane; T cell receptor signaling pathway
Cellular component (GO): plasma membrane
Molecular function (GO): protein binding
Source: RefSeq, a predicted model, not a curated record